Messenger RNA from Arachis ipaensis, 1409 nucleotides. Its product is annotated as protein GET4. Lineage: Eukaryota; Viridiplantae; Streptophyta; Magnoliopsida; Fabales; Fabaceae. Gene Ontology annotation, cellular component: cytosol. Gene Ontology annotation, biological process: protein insertion into ER membrane. Gene Ontology annotation, molecular function: protein binding. The record is from RefSeq and is a predicted model, not a curated record.
AUAGAAAAUCUCUUUUAUUUUCAAAAGGGCAACUUUUUUUAUUUUUCUCAAUUUUUGUUUGGUUUCCAUUUGGAAAAACCGAAAAAGCUCUAAUUUUUCUUGAGCUCCAUCAAAAAGGGGAUUGCAGGAAAGAGCAUCAUCGUUGCCAUGUCGCGGCAUAGAUCCAGAAGAUUAGAACUACCUCCGGCUCAAGAGAAUAUUGAAAAAUUGGAGAAAGUUAUAAAUGAGGGCAACUGUUAUGGGGCUCAACAAAUGUACAAAUCGAUUAGUGCCAGAUAUGUAUCUGCUGAGAGGUAUUCUGAAGCAUUAGAUAUCCUACAUUCAGGAGCUUGCCUUCAAUUGACUCAUGGGCAGGUUACAUGCGGAGCAGAGCUUGCUUCAAUGUAUGUGGAGACCUUGGUGAAAGGGAAAAUUCCUUAUGAUGAAAAAACACUUGAUCUUGUCAAGAAAAUCUAUCAGGCAUUUCCUCGGGUUCCACUGCCACAACACUUGUGGGAUGUUGAUGACGUGCAGCAGCUUUCUGAAGACAUCGGAACGGCAAAGGCACGUGUUGAAGGCUGUUCCUCAUUCUUAAAAGCUGCUAUCAGAUGGUCAGCCGAAUAUGGAGCAGAUAGUAAUGGAUCUCCUGAACUGCACAUUAUGCUAGCCGAAUACAUAUAUUCGGAAAGUCCUGAAGCGGAUAUAGGUAAAGUAACAUAUCAUUUUACGAGAGGAAAUGAUCCAAAGAAGUUUGCUUCUACUCUGGUGAACUUUCUGGGCAAGUGCUAUCCUGGUGAAGAUGAUCUGGCGAUUGCUCGAGUGGUUUUAAGGUAUUUGUCUCAAGGUAAUUUGAGAGAUGCCAACCUACUAGUUGAAGAGGUAAAGACACAAAUCGAAUCCACCGAGAUUGAGUUCCCAAAGUCAGAGUUAAUGCAGUUCAUCACUUAUCUUUUGCAAACGAUGGAGAGAGAUGCUUUGCCUCUUUUUAAUAUGUUGAGAGUAAAUUAUAAGUCAAGUAUUGACAGGGAACCUGCAUUCCAUGAGAUGCUAGAUGACAUUGCAGAGAAGUUUUUUGGAGUACAGAGAAGGAAUCCCAUGGGGAUGUUUGGAGAUAUAUUCAAGUUGAUGGGGUCUGCUGAAUGAGUUACUCAUUGUUGAAACACUGCCAGAUAGGACAGCAACUUCUAUUGAAAAUUCUGAUAAUUAUAGCACCUUUAUUUUCAUUCUUUUUUAGGAUAGAGCAAUCUAUCUCAGUAAACAAAAGCUGUGUGAUCUCUUGAUAUAGUUUAUUUUUGGUGAAUUUAUUGUGAUUUAUAAAUGCUAGAUUCACAAAUUUGCUUAGUACUCAUUUCAAGAGUUAUUUGCUGUAAAAACUUCUACAGUGGAGAUUGAUUGCUUUUUAUUAGUCUUUCAUUUCCAUGUCACAGCAA